AUGAGGUGCCUCAUUGCUGUUUUGGUGUGUGCCGUGCUCGCCGAGGGCCUUGUCAAGGUCCCCUUAGUGAAGCACAAAUCUAUGCGCGAGGCCCUGAGAGAGAAGGGAAUCGAACUGCCCUACCAAGACCCAGCUCUCAAGUACCAGCCGGUUCAGCUCGCCCGCUCCACCAACAUGUACAUCAACAACUACGCCGAUACCACUUACUAUGGGCCCAUCAGCAUCGGAACACCACCCCAGUCCUUCCAAGUGCUCUUUGACACCGGUUCAUCCAACCUGUGGGUUGACUCCAUCUACUGCAACACUCAGGCCUGCAACACACACAAAAAGUUCAACCCCCAGCAGUCUUCCACCUACUCUGUCAACGGCAAGAGAUUCUACCUGCCCUAUGGAGCUGGAAGUCUCUAUGGAGUCUUUGGAUAUGACACUGUCAGCGUUAGCGGCAUUGUGAUCAACAACCAGGAGAUUGGUCUGAGCACAGAUGAGCCAGGUGAGAACUUUGUGGUGGCCAAGUUUGACGGCAUCCUCGGCCUGUCCUACCCAAGCAUCUCAGCUGGAGGGGAGACCCCCGUCAUGGACAACAUGAUCUCCCAGAAACUCCUGCAGACAGACAUCUUCUCUUUCUACCUCUCCAGUGAUGAACAACAGGGCAGCGAGCUGGCCUUCGGAGGAGUAGACAGCACCAAGUUCGAGGGUCAGAUCCACUGGACCCCCGUCACCUCUGAGACCUACUGGCAGAUCGGCGUUGAAAAAUUCCAGAUCCAGGGCCAGGACACAGGCUUGUGCUCCCGUGGCUGCCAGGCCGUUGUGGACACUGGAACGUCCAUGCUGACUGCCCCAUCACAGAUCCUGGGACGCAUCCUGCAAGCUAUUGGAGCCGAAAGGAACCAGUAUGGAAUGUACAUGGUGGACUGCAACCAGGUAUACAAUAUGCCAACUCUCAACUUCGUCAUCAGUGGAGUUUCCUUGCCUCUGGCUCCCUCUGCCUACAUCUUGCAGUCCUACCAGAACGGCAACACGUUCUGCAGCGUUGGCAUCACUCCCACCUACCUGCCCUCAUAUAACGGCCAGCCCCUGUGGAUCUUUGGAGACGUGUUCCUCAGAGAGUACUUCUCCGUCUACGACCGCACCAACAACCGAGUUGGCUUCGCCACGGCUGUGUAAGCAUCACCGCUGGAAGCUGAACGUGACCCAAACCCUGUCCGGAUAAUCACCACCGUCUUCUUGUCACAUCCACAUCAUGUCAUAUAUACUGACAUGUCUUUUACUCAUCAUCUGUCAAUCAUGUAGUAAAGAAAACCUUCUCGCAGCAUUUCUGGACUCUGUGGAAACGAAUUCUCUGCCGUCAAAACCAAACCUGCUCUCUUGAUAGCGUUUAUCAAGGCAGCCCGGGGGCCACGCUGAAUGCUGCCUAAGGAUCAGGUAUCGCCAGGAAGGG
Lampris incognitus (smalleye Pacific opah) is the source of this 1438-nucleotide messenger RNA. RefSeq names its product gastricsin-like. The record is from RefSeq and is a predicted model, not a curated record. Gene Ontology annotation, biological process: proteolysis. Gene Ontology annotation, molecular function: aspartic-type endopeptidase activity. NCBI's taxonomy places the organism in Eukaryota, Metazoa, Chordata, Actinopteri, Lampriformes, Lampridae. The transcript is spliced from 9 exons. The coding region runs from base 1 to 1164 and encodes 387 amino acids.